Penicillium paradoxum is the source of this 480-nucleotide messenger RNA. RefSeq names its product cytochrome b-c1 complex subunit 6 family protein. Gene Ontology annotation, biological process: mitochondrial electron transport, ubiquinol to cytochrome c. Lineage: Eukaryota; Fungi; Ascomycota; Eurotiomycetes; Eurotiales; Aspergillaceae. The record is from RefSeq and is a predicted model, not a curated record. The transcript has 3 exons. Bases 1 to 480 code for a protein of 159 amino acids.
AUGGGUCUCUCCGACUUUUUCUCUGACGUCGUCUCCUCCUUCGGCUUCACCGAGGCCCAGGCUGAGGCUCCCGCUCAAGACACCGAGACCGAGACCACCACCCAGGACGAGCCCGCCCAGAAGGAGGAGCCCGCCUCCGAGAGCGCUGAGACCGAGUCCGCCGAGGAGACCCCCGCUGAGGAGACCGCCACUGAGGAGGCUCCCGAGGAAGAGGAGGCUGAGGCCGAGGAGGAGGAAGAAGAAGAAGAGGAGGAGGAUGAGCCUGAGGAUAUCAAGCCCAAGCUCGAGGAGGAGUGCGCCCACUCCGCCGUCUGCGCUCCCUACAAGCACCACUACGAUGAGUGCGUUGAGCGCGUCACCCGCCAGGAGGAGGAUGAGGACUACAAGGGCCCCAAGGAGGACUGUGUCGAGGAGUUCUUCCACCUCACCCACUGCGUGACCGCCUGCGCUGCCCCCAAGCUCUGGAGGGAGCUCAAGUAA